UUCAGCUGCACUCUCUCCGCGAAUUUCGUUGUUAAAUAAACGGAAAAUAUUUACUUUUGAAGAAAUACAGACAUUUUGAGGGGCAAAGGGUGAGCGCUAAUUUAUACAAACGUCAAAGUGUGGACCGAUGUUAGUUUGCGUUGGAUUGUGCUUCUCGAAGUUAUUUGGCCAAAGGAGUUCUUUGGAACAAAAACUCUGUGCCUACUAGUAAAGGACAAAGUUAAUCAUGAUAAUAAAUAUAACGCACUUAGAACCGGCACUGGAUGCAGGUGUUCCCUCUACUGCCUCAGGAAUGGAAUUGUUUACUUCCAUCUCAACUGCAAGUGGAGAGGGCACUCCUUUGGCAGACUACAUGGAAGUAGAUAUGAACAAUUUAACCGCCCAGCCGAAUUCAAGUCUAUUCGUGACGCAGGGAAAAAAUCUCGUUGAUCGGUUUUCAAGAAAUCGCGCCGUCAGCGAUCAGUGGCAUUACGCACUCAUAAGUAUAUACUUGGGUAUGAUUAUAUUUGGCACAGUCGGCAACAUAUUCGUCGUGAUGGCGGUAGUGAGAAAGCCCAUAAUGCGCACCGCGCGCAACCUAUUCAUACUGAAUUUGGCUAUUUCUGAUCUACUGUUAUGUGUAAUAACAAUGCCUAUAACGUUGUUGGAAAUCCUCUCAAAGUACUGGCCGUUCGGGAUGUUGGAAGUAAUAUGCAAAUUAGUUGCCAUGCUGCAGGCGGUGAGCAUUUUCGUCUCGACCAUUUCCAUAACAGCCAUUGCCUUUGACAGGUAUCAGCUAAUUGUAUAUCCGACACGAGAAAGCCUUCAGGUUGGUGGUGUCGUAGCCAUUCUUGCUGGCAUUUGGCUGUUCGCGGUGCUGUUGGCCAGCCCUCUCUUCAUCUACAAACGCCUGGAACAGGCAGAAAUACCACCACUACUGGAAUCCUUAGGCAUCCAUGGUGUAUGCUUCUGUGUCGAAGAUUGGCCCGUGAGUCAUGGACGAUUCUAUUAUUCAAUAUUUUCGCUCUGCGUGCAAUACUUGGUGCCAAUACUGAUCGUAUCCGGUGCAUAUUUAGGCAUCUAUAAGAAACUGCGAAGUCGCACAACGGUGGUGGCAAUGCAAACGCCACAACGCAACGCGGAACGUGGCCGUCGUAUGCAACGGACAAAUUGCUUAUUGAUAACGAUUGCAUUGAUUUUCGGCAUAUCAUGGAUGCCCUUAAAUGUUUACAACUUAUACGCGGAUAUGCGGAGUCCAAUGGCGGUGACGGAACACAUGCUUGUUAUAUAUGCUUGUUGUCACAUGCUUGGCAUGAGUUCCGCGUGCACAAAUCCUCUGCUCUAUGGAUGGCUGAAUGACAAUUUCCGUAAAGAAUUUAGAGAAUUAAUAUGUGGUUCUAAAGAAAACACUAAUGUUGCUCUUAAUGGUCACACGACAGGCAGUGGACAGACACGGCGGAGACGAAAACACACCGAAAUAUCCAAAGGUGAUUUGAAGUUGUUGCCCAACAACAAUGCUGUUGGCUUACGAAGUGCCGUGACCGAGUCGAUAGCGCUGACAGAAAAUCCAAUUUCCGUUGAAGUGACAACUCUGACUGCGGUAAAUUGACAACUAAAACAAAAGCACCGACAACA
Messenger RNA from Bactrocera latifrons, 1614 nucleotides. RefSeq names its product neuropeptide F receptor (gene NPFR). Lineage: Eukaryota; Metazoa; Arthropoda; Insecta; Diptera; Tephritidae. Gene Ontology annotation, cellular component: membrane. Bases 227 to 1588 code for a protein of 453 amino acids. Gene Ontology annotation, molecular function: neuropeptide Y receptor activity. The record is from RefSeq and is a predicted model, not a curated record. The transcript is spliced from 4 exons. Gene Ontology annotation, biological process: G protein-coupled receptor signaling pathway.